AUGGAUGAGCAGCGUAUGUCCUCCCUUGAGGGGGAAGUGCAUGAUGGCAUUGAUGUUAUUGUGAAGCUUACACAGUUUAGUGGCGGUGAAGAUGGCGUUAAAACACUAAUUGAUAAAGAAAUUAAGAGGCUUCGGAAGAAGCUUUCUGAGCAUGUUGAUACAUGGAAUGCUAUGCAGUGUUGUGCAGCCAAAAUGUCAGCAAUUGGGAAACUUAAGGGAAACCUUAAAUCCUCUGAAAAUCUUAAAACAGAUACUAUUGAUGAUCUAUUACGUGUAAUUCAAGACUUAAAAAAUAAGUGUUUAUCACAUAAUCACAUUGACUCUCCUAGCAGUAAAACCUUUGAUGACAUGGCGUCCAUGUUUUCCAAGCUUUGUGAGCAUAAAAAAUCUCUUGAUACAAAUAAAAGUAAUAGUCCAACAACAUUAUUAAAUAACCUCUGCACAGGCCUCGAAAAAUUUCUCGGCUACGAGAAGGGGAAUUACACCGGAGAGGGCAUCGUGUACUCGGACCUCGACAGGCUGUGCGACGGGGUGAUGGCGUUCUUGCACGGGGUGCUUAAAGAUGUCCACGAUAAACAGCCUUACAAAGCAGGAAAAGAAAGCCAUUUGAAGAGUGUUGUUGAUGCUUUACAUAGUAAAUUAUGUUCAGGUCAUAAGGGUUUUAAAGAGGUCAUUGAGAAGGUGGCCGCCGGUGUCGGGGGGUACAAUAGGGAGGUGGAGAGGUCUAAUGAAGAUGUCAAGACAAUUAUAACUACGAUGCAAGGAAACAUGGAGAGUCUUCAAAAACAGGUGAGUGAAAUUUUAAAGGAUCAUUCUGAUGCAGGUACGCGGAAGGAAUUUAGUGAGCAAGAUGUCAAGACGGCCAUGGAGACCAUGAGCAGCAAAGUGGAGGCGGCUAAAAAGCACGCCGGAGCUUUCUGUACCGACAUUACUAAUGCACAUAAUAACAUUGCACAAUUUAAUAAUAAUUGUAGAAACACUGUAGAGACAGCACAUAGAAUUAUAACACAUGAGUCGGCGAUUGUUCAUAGAAUUUCAGAGAGAGCAUCUGAAGACUUCUGGAGUAUGGAGAAAGAAAUUAGUAUAACUCUGAAGAAGGUUGGACAAGACGUAAACAAGGAGCUCCGUAAGAAGAUAUCAUCCUUGGUAAAGCAGCUGAAAUCCCUAGUCGAAAGAAUAAGAGACAGGCUUAACGAGAUUAGUAUAAAGCUAUGGGACUAUGUCAAGAAUCUGCAGGAGUGGAUGAAUGAGGUUAAGAAAAUCGUUGCACCGGCAAUUGGCCAGUGCGAUUCUAUUCUUGCAGAAGCUAAGGGAUACGAUGGUAGUAGAAAGCAAACCAUCAAACAUGAAGCUGUAAAGCUACAAGAAUGGAAACAUAAGCUGGAUGACUAUAUUAACAACACCGUUAGACCAUCGAUUAAAAGUUUAGCUAAUGCAGCCCAUGAAGCAGUCAAAAGCUUAAAUACCGAGCUGAAGAAAGAUUUGGAGAGGAUGAAAUUAGCGAUUAGUGGGAUACUCGACCCGCUUGUAAGUAGGUCUGUGACAUUUUCAGAGCGCUGUGUGAGUACUAAAUAUGUGCUAACGCAAGCAAUAGAGCAGGUGGAAGUUCAACUUACGAAUCUGCAGAGUACUUCGAAUGUUGACGGCGUUACAAUGAAAUUUCUCACGGCUCUCAAAAAGAGCCCCCUGAACUGUGUCAAGACGUAUUUUACUGCACUUGAUGAGAAGGUUAUGGAGCCUUUAAAAACAGUUAUGCAAAGAAUAGGAGAUGGGAUUAGGAGAGGCGUUCAACAAGUCAAAAUGGAUGUGCUGGGGGGUGAGGUGAACGCAGCUAAGUUACAACUUACUGAACUUCAGCAUGUUGUUAAAAAUCCACAGACUGUAGCAAAUUUAGUAACGCUCACAAGCGAGCUCAAAACGUAUGGCAUGACCAUAUCAGUCCAUGAGCUUAAUCUAAAUUCCCACACUGGUGCCAUCCAAGCUGUUACCAAUAAGCUCACAACAUCUAAGCCCACCGUGACGAUAUCUGAAGCGACAGAUCUCUUGACCUCUCUCGGAGCUAUCGCCCAAGCUAUCUCAGACCACGCCAAGCAGGUUGUAGAAAAAGUCAUAGAAGCUAUUCAAAGUAAAAUUAAAGGAGAAGUUAACGUCGUGGCGAGCGCCAUUAAGGCAAGGGUCAACAGGAUUAAAGAGAGUAUAAAUGAGUCUACGAAGGAUGAAUGUGUACAGUACAGUGAAGCAGGCCCUAAAGCCGACGGCCUCGCAAAAUUGGUGAGUGAGUUUGACAUUCAUAUUAAUAAGGCGCUUGGGAGGCUUCAAAAAAAUGUUGAUACGGUAGCAUUUAAGAAGAAUGGGUGGACAUCCGACAUGAAGGUGGACGACACAUUGGAGGCGUAUGCUAAACACAGAAAAGGAAAGGUUGAGACGUCACUUGGCGAUAUCACCUUAUAUGCCUCCGAGGGGUUCGAUGUGAAUGCCACUACACGAGCCCUCAAUGAUCUUUCCGGGAAUAUCAUCAAGUAUCUUGAAGAUCUUAUGACGACUGUUUCUGACGCGGGCGGAAACAUACACUCGAGAUUAAUAACACUAAGAGAUAUUAAAAUUGACAUCCAUCUUAACGCAAUUAAGAGCCGUCUACACAAACUUCACAAUGAGAUGGCUGAUGCCAUCGAGUUGACGAACUCUUUCAUUACCAGAGAAGCCGACGAAGCUGGACAAGCAACCAUCACAGCACUCGAAACAUUCGUCGACAACCAAAUUGAAAAUACUAAAACCCAACUCACCACCCGCGCCCGCCGCAACUACGUCACCUCCGUCAAGGCGCUGCUCCAGGCCUUCGCCGCGAAGGUCACGCAGGAGCUGCAGCCGUUGCCCGCCGCGAUCGACGAGGACCUGCGCAUAGGAUUCAAGGGGUUUAUGAGGAAGGUGCAGGGGGAGUUUAAUGGUAAUGAAACAUCUGAUGUUAAUAUCAAGAGGCUUCAGAAUGGUUACGAUCUACAAUCACUCUGCAAUGGCUUCGAAAGAUUUUAUGCGCCACUCCACACAUAUCUCCUAGCAGAGGUUAAGAGACUUCACAAGGAAGAAUGUGAGAAGAAUCAGAAAACUACAACCGAAGAAGCUCACUACAGUGACAAACUUACUGCCAUUUAUUCUGCACUUACCGCACUAACUUCCCACAUUCACAGUACGAAUAGAUACGACUAUCAGCUACCUAGUAAACUUACAGCAGUACAAUCAGCAAUUAACGCCCUCACUCCAAAUGGCUUCUCUAACCCUAACACUGCUAUACUUGACGGCCUCACAGAAGGGCUUAGGAAAUUUGUUGAACAGCUAAACAAGGCGUACAUCAGCAGGUAUGACGGUGCGACGGCGAUUAAGGAGUGGGAGGCUGAUGGUCCCAAGAAGGAAGAUGGCUCUGAUAAUAAGAUCCUGACGCAGGACGGAAGAAACGGCGCGAAGGUGUUUUUGACCUGUGUGAGGACGCUCUUCAAUGAGUUGUAUAAUGUGUAUUACCACGGCGGUCAUAAAUGGAGAUCGCAGGAAAUCCAAGGCAAAGGGAAUGAAACAAAAUACAAAGAGUUCUUGCACAACUCGGGUUACGACGUCGUGAACCUUAUCACCAAAGACAACACCGGUUGGAAUGUUUCAAUCAGAUUGGCUAAAGCAUUCAAAAAGCACCAAGAAUUUAGUGAGUAUCCAGAUAAAUUCAACUCAGUCAAUGACUGCAUGGACCAUUUCAGUAAACAUCAAGGUCUUCUAUCAAGGCUCUUCGAUCACCUUGAACAGUAUUACCAAGUAUGCCAGCAUAUUCAUAUCCCUUCACCGAAGUCACCAUCCAACAUCUACGAAAUGCUUGAAUGGCUUAGUGGCCUGCGGUAUAAUCCCAUGUAUGAGAAGCUGCAGGGGCAUUUCACAAAAAUAUUCACUGCCCUACAGAAACAGUAUAACUUGCCGAGCGCCGAAUUACCAGCCGCGCUGCAUCCCAGAAUGAGCGACACAAUUCAAUCACCUCUAAAGCCUAGCCACCUAAUAGAUGCACUUGGCAGAUCGUGUGCCUACGCCCAAGACUCUCUAAUCGCAAUCCUCGGUCACGGCCACGAAGGUGGCCGGUACGCCGUCGAGUUUAAUACUAAUACAGAUAACUUAGAUUAUCCAAGCAGCCCAGCUAAAUGCUUUGACUUACUGUUAGAAAUAUCAUCUAGGGUAUAUAAUCAAAUGCGUUUCCUAUAUAGCCAGUGUCAGAACGGUCCUAGUCGUGGUGGCUGGGCGGACUGCUGGUACGGCAGGGGAGUCGCCGGUUCAUCGUGGAACUGCAACACCCUGCAAUGUCCAGACCAACCAUACAACCAAAUAGGUGAACAAAAGCAUAACCAAACAUGUAGUCAAAAGUGUAACCAAACUGUUGAGUGCGGUUUGAAAUCGCCACUCCAGUCGUUCCUCGAAGACGGCUUACAAGGUUUCCUUCCACAUACCCUUACCAAGCUUGGCUGUGGAGUAGAAUGUUCAGUUGCGUCACAUACUAAAAAUGGUGAAUUUCUCAAGAAGGUGCUUCACAGUUUCUGUGGCCAAGAAAAAUCUCACCUCAGUAAGUUCUGCGGCAUAGUAAAUUGCCUCAUGCAACGUCCACCUCAAACCCUGGGAGACAUGUUUGCGUUCUACUAUGGCUACCUUGAGAACUGGGAAGGAGGUGACAAAGGAAAAGACACCCUUAGUAAGAAGCAUAAACAUGACGCAUUUGAAAAGGCAGUCAAGGAAGCAUGUUUCGGAUCGACCUUCGAGUUUAAUCUCAUAUCAAUUUUCGAAAGCACUCGCCAUAGCGGCAAGCAUAUUACCCACGAAAAAGGUGACUUGUUCAGGAUUGUCCAAUGCCCGUAUAGCUUGGAAGAUACAUGCGGGUUUUUCGUAAGUUCACUAAGCUUCUAUAUUUAUAACAUGUACAGUGAGUGCUUUAGAAGCUUCUACCUCUCAUGUGUCGUGUAUAUUACCGAAGCGUUCUACAACAUGCUAUGUCAGUUGCGUGACGAAUGCUGUACCAACUGCACAUCACCAGCAUCUAAAUGCAACGGCAAUGUCUGUGCUAACGAGUGUAAGUUAACUGUACCGGAGCCAAAUUAUAAGAACCAUAACCACCAUAAGGAUUGCAAAUCCAUCGCUCAGUGUCCCCUCACAUUGCCAACCUUGACCAAAUAUGGAUUAAUGUUCAAUAGCGCCUACAGACUCACCGGUGAAGGUAAGGAAUCGAGACACAAGAGAACAUGCAAAGAUUUUUGCGAUGCACUGAAAAAUGUUCUGAAUAAUAAGAAAGCAGACGAAUAUGUGCUUGCGCAAUUGGUAUUCAACAAAAUACCAUCAUUCCUCUGGAAAAUCAGGGAACCCUUCUCCUACCUCUUACUCGCCCUCUGGUCCCUCUCUUUGCUCUACCUGCUGCACAUCCUCGUCGUCCGUCUCGACGUCCUCCGCAUCCGCUCCCACCUGAGAUCACCUUCAAGCCACCGCAUCGCCGCCCAGUCCCUCCUCGCCGCCGCACGCGUCAAGGCGCUCGCCAACGUCAAGUACUUCUCACCAUAA
This is a messenger RNA of Babesia ovata, 5568 nucleotides long. RefSeq lists its product as uncharacterized. The transcript is spliced from 2 exons. The record is from RefSeq and is a predicted model, not a curated record. Lineage: Eukaryota; Apicomplexa; Aconoidasida; Piroplasmida; Babesiidae. The coding region runs from base 1 to 5568 and encodes 1855 amino acids.